Molecule: messenger RNA, 1608 nt
Organism: Aspergillus puulaauensis
Lineage: Eukaryota; Fungi; Ascomycota; Eurotiomycetes; Eurotiales; Aspergillaceae
Product: glycoside hydrolase family 125 protein
Exons: 3
Coding region: 1-1608 (535 amino acids)
Biological process (GO): carbohydrate metabolic process
Source: RefSeq, a predicted model, not a curated record
AUGACGCUCUCCGCACUGGUUUACGGCCUGUCGCUGCUUGGCUUCGGCGCAACGGGAGCUGCAGCCCUGCGAGACGAGCCUUCGAUCCUUCGACGAGCGUGCCCUGACUACCUCGAUUACUCUCAAGCCCCUCACGCUCCAUAUAGCGAAGGGCCAUUGAAACUCCCAUACCAGAGACCAGUGGUGGAAUGUCGAACAUUUAACUCUUCAGUCGUGGAGGAAGUCAUUGAGGAUGUUACAUCCCGCAUGCAUGACAAGGAUCUUGCCCAACUGUUCCGCAACGCGUUCCCCAAUACGCUAGACACCACCAUCAGGUGGCACACCGACGGCUCUACGACGGCAGCAAAGAAGGGCAAGAGGGCCAGCUCCCAAUGGGAGGGUCCACAGAGUUUUGUCGUGACCGGAGAUAUCAACGCAGAGUGGCUACGCGAUUCUACAAACCAAUUGACGAACUACCAAACCCUAGCAAACAAGGAUGAACGACUCUUUAACCUCAUUCUCGGCGCAAUCAACACCCAGGCUGAAUUCGUCAUACAAUCGCCAUAUUGCAAUGCCUUCCAACCUCCACCUCCAAGCCAUAUCAAACCGGCGAAUAACAGCCAAGAUGACACAGUCCACCCCGUCUACGAGCCAUCUGUCGUAUUCGAAUGCAAGUAUGAGCUCGAUUCCCUGGCCAAUUUCCUCACUCUUGCAACCGAGUUCUACGAGAACACCGGCUCGAAGGACUUUCUCACCAACCGCUGGUAUACAGCUCUAGAGACCGUCCUCCAGGUUCUGGACGCACAAUCCCAGCCGACCUUCAACGAAGCAGGCCAAUAUGUCGAAAACCAGUAUACCUUCCAACGAACCACUACUCUAGGAACAGAAACCCUCAACCUCGCCGGCGUCGGUAACCCGCUCAACACCGGAACAGGCCUCAUCCGCAGCGCCUUCCGCCCCAGCGACGACUCAACAAUUAUGGGCUUCUUCAUCCCCGCAAACGCGCAGAUGGCUGUGCAACUCAAGCGAACAGCAGACAUGCUCCGCUCCGCCGGCGGACGCUCUGAUCUCGUUCAAGAUCUCGAGCGCCGCGGCACUCGCCUACGCAAGGCAAUCAAGGACAACGCCAUAGUCACCCACCCUAAAUUUGGCGACGUCUACGCGUUCGAGGUAGAUGGCUACGGAUCGUAUAUCUUCAUGGACGACGCAAACAUCCCCUCACUCCUCUCCCUUCCCGUCCUCGGCUUUCUCGACCAAGAUGACCCCGUCUACAAGAAUACCCGCGCGAUGGUCCUCUCCAAAGAAGGAAACCCAUACUACCUCAAUGGCACCGCCUUCCACGGUAUUGGUGGUCCACACAUCGGACUUGAGAAUGCCUGGCCCAUGUCCCUCCUCGUGCAAGCACAGACCUCCGAUUCCGACGCCGAAAUCGCGAAGUGCAUCAAUAUGGUCCGGGACUCGAGCCGGCUUGGUCUCGUGCAUGAGUCUAUCGACGUGAACAAUAUCCACGAGUAUACGCGGCCUUGGUUUGCGUGGGCGAACUCGGUCUUUGCGCAGACGGUGCUGAAGAUUGCGGCUGAGCGGCCGCACAUUAUUUUUGGGAAGGGGGCGGAGGCUUAUGUCCCUUAG